UAUUUCAUACGUAAAAAAAGGCCGACUAUUAUACAUGCCCUUGGCAGGAUCCGAGCGUUCCAAUGCACAUGGGCGGAUAGCAUGCCACAGUCGUCAAUAGCCAGCGGCUCUCCACGAUCCGGUGAUCUCCAGUUCUCUUCCCCAUUCACCAACCAGACUUUGUGGGGUAACGUUGAUGGACGAGACGAGACGGAUCGUAUUUGCAAGCCGUGGUCUCGACUCCACCACUUCCUCCUCUCUCCUCUUGAUGAACCCGUAAGAACAAGGACGACGACGACGACACAAUGGGUCUCCGCGCCAGCAAGAUAGCAGCCACACAGCCCGAAGGCGCGCCUCGCUUCUGGUACCGCGACAACUUCUUCGUCACGACGGACAAGUCGUAUCUUCGAGCAGACGAUGUGAACAAGGUGUUUGCCUCUGAUCUCAUGUGGUGGAACGAGGCCAUCGAGCCGGCACAGAUGGACAAGAUGCUCAAAAACUGCCUGACGCUCAGCGUCUGGUGGGUCCCGGAGACAGCAGACGACAUGCAAAAACACGGAGCCCCCCGACGAAAGGCAGGCAAGGACUUGAAGUUUGCUGGCUUCGCCCGCCUCGUCACCGACUAUGUCAGCUUCGCGUACCUGACCGACGUCUUCAUCCUGCCCGACUUUCAACGCAGGGGUCUCGCCUCGUGGAUGAUGCGCAGCGUCAAGGAGAUGGUCGACGAGUGGCCCGACCUGCGGGGUUUGAUGCUCAUGACCCACGACCAGCCCGCGGCUGACAUGUACAAGAAGACGCUGGGGGCCGUCGAUUUCGAAAAGGGCCCGUCGGCGGGGCUGACAAUGUUGGAAAUGGCGGGGCGCGCGGAAAAGGGCAUUCCUGAGGAUCAUUGAUCGAUCUGGCUAUGGACUGGGC
This is a messenger RNA of Emericellopsis atlantica, 894 nucleotides long. RefSeq lists its product as uncharacterized. Bases 285 to 872 code for a protein of 195 amino acids. The record is from RefSeq and is a predicted model, not a curated record. Gene Ontology annotation, molecular function: acyltransferase activity, transferring groups other than amino-acyl groups. Lineage: Eukaryota; Fungi; Ascomycota; Sordariomycetes; Hypocreales; Bionectriaceae. The transcript is spliced from 2 exons.